CAUUUUUUCGUCUGUUUAUGGUAUUUGUGUGCCUUUAAUUUGCUGUUAGCAUGUCUGUGGUUGUUGUGUGUCUCUUUACAGUUGUUAAUGGACGUUUGUGUUCAUUUUUUGUGAUAAUUAUUAAUGUGUGUGGGCGGUUUUGAAUCUUUGUCUUUCGGUCUUUUUGUUCUGUUCAUUUUUUUUCGCCAGUUUACGGUCAUUUUGUUGGUUGUUUGUGGUGUUUUUGUGUCUUCUUGGUUACACAACUUUCACACAGGAUCCAUGAACAGUCACCGAGGCUCUGAUACAGCUCUGACUCCUCGGGUCCCCGGGUCUGAACAGGGUCCAGAGGCUUGAAUGCGGUGUGGACAAAGUCAUGAAGAAGUCGUGUACGUCUCUGGUUCAGUGAAUGAAUGGAGGAAGCCGACGGUUGAUCACUGAAGGCGGCGAGGAGAAGCAUCAACAGCGGACGGUGUGUUUACAACUUGAGCUGCUUGUCGUGUGGAGCUAAGAGACGGAGACACGUCCAGACGUGGAUUCGCUGGUCUAAAGUCAAUGGACACACUCUCCUCCUCGUUUUAAUCCCAUUCUUGCGCCGAGCCGAGGCGAGCUGACUAACGUUGUUCACUGGACGUCGUCGAAAUUUCUUGUUUUCAGCAACAGGUCAUUUAGCGCCUUUGUUUGUGCUGCGUCCAAACUUGCAGCUUCACCGCCUGUGGUUGUCGGAACGGCGUUAACUCCUGGUCACAUGAAGCGAGGGAUGCGUUUUUGCCACUCUUUCCCGUGCGUUCACCGUGCAGCUUUGUGCUCGCCACCGACCAGACUGUGCAGUCUGUGCGCACUGAGGAGGGCGACAGCGGCAGAAACAUUUGAAAAUGUCUUAUUGGAAAGAGCUCAUUAAACGUGAUUGAGACUGAGACACGCGGACACAGACCUUCGAGGAGCCGGUGCUGGGGUUUUUUCUUCCGAACCAACAAGCAUCGCAUGCCUACAUGGUGCCAAACAAGUGGAGCAUGAAUUCAGUUCUGCACAAGUCGCCACCAAGAAGCUGGCUUGGUCUCAGAUUACGACUGAAUGACAAGCCUGUCCAGGAGGAGGACUGGGUGGUGUGCCAGCACCCUGAGUGUCCCGAGCGCCGGAGGGCCUCCAAGGUUUGCCACCACCCAGACUGUCAAGACCUGAAUAGCAAAGGCCCCCUUCAUCUGUGUGAGUCAUGUGACUCGCGCUGCCAUUCGGAGAACACUGACAACAUGCACUUUGACCGGCACCCCCGAUUUGACUUACAACCUCAAGCCUCCAUCCUGGCUCGGAACGUGUCCACACGCUCUUGUCCCCCACGCACCAGCCCUCCCCCCGACCUGGAGGAAGAGGACGAGGGGAGCAACGACCGUGGGGAACGCAAAACAGGGGGAUUGAAGUUGGUGAAAAAGAAGCCACGGAGACGACACACUGAUGACCCCAGUAAGGAGUGCUUCAGCCUCAAGUUUGAUCUCAACGUGGACAUAAACACAGAAAUUGUACCUGCGAUGAAAAAGAAAAGGCUGAGAGAGGUGCUAGGGCCAGUGUUUGAGAGGAAAGGAAUUGAACUGUCCCGGGUCGACCUGUUCCUGGAUCAGUCCAACACGCCUCUGUCUCUCAACUUCGAGGCUUACCGCUUUGGAGGACACUACCUCAAAGUCAAAGCACGACCAGGUGAUGAGCUGAAGGUGGAGCAGGGUGUGAAGGACAUGAGGUCACUCAGCCUGCCCAACAUGAAGCCAGGUCAGAGCCCCUACAUCCUCACCCCAGGCAGUGAGAAGAUGGAACAUGGAUCCCUGGGACGCAGAGAAAGUAUAGAUCUGCUGGGUCAAGCACGUCGGAGGAAGAACAUGACAGAGUUCCUGGGUGAGACGAAUAUCCCGACCCCGGAUACUCUGGGACAGAUCGGUGGCUCGUUGCCUGGUGUCGGUGCUGGGCCCGACAGCUGGAAGAAUCGCGCUGCCAGUCGCUUCAGUGGCUUCUUUAGCUCCGGUGCUGGAGCGGGGCCCUUUGGCAAGGAGGUGGACCGUCUGGAUCAGCUCCAGAGCAAGCUCCACUCGUACAUGUUGUUCGGGCUGCCCAAAGUGCCGCGGCAGCUCUCCUUCCACCAGGACUCCUGGGAGGAGGAGGAGGAGACCAACCUGGCCCUGGAGGACAGCUGGCAGUUACUACUGGACAACUCAGAGACACUGACACGGCGCCAGUUUCACCAGCAGGAGGCAAUAUGGGAGCUGCUGCACACGGAGGCCACCUACAUAAAGAAACUUCGUGUCAUCACUGAUCUGUUCCUGUGCGGCCUGCUGAACCUGCAGGAGAGCGGUCUGCUGACGGAGGUGGAGCCCGCCAAGCUGUUCAGCAACAUCCAGGAGAUUGUCCGCCUCCACAUGUCCCUGUGGAACCAGGUCAUGCUGCCUGUGCUGGACAAGGCCAGGCAGGCGCGGACUUUGCUCGACCCCACUGACCUCCACCAUGGCUUCAUGACAUUUGGCUUCAGGUUCCAGCCCUACAUCAGGUACUGCAUGGAGGAAGAAGGCUGUAUGGAGAACAUGCGCACACUUCUCAGGGACAACGAGCUCUUCAGGACCUACGUCACGUGGGCAGAGACUCACAAGCAGUGUAACCGUCUGAAGUUGGCUGACAUGUUGGCAAAGCCUCACCAGAGACUUACCAAGUAUCAACUCCUGCUGAAGAGCAUUCUCAAGAAGACCGACGAGCCCUCCGCCCGUGACAUCAUCAGUAACAUGGUGGCCACAGUCGAGGGCUUCAUCAACAGUGUGGACUCCCAGAUGCAACAGCGUCAAGAGCAACAGAAGCUAGCCACCAUCUCUGCCCGCAUUGACUCCUAUGAGGCUGUAGAGGGCAGCAGUGAGGAGGUGGAGAAGAUCCUCAAGGAGUACAGCCACUUUGACCUCAUGGCUCCCAUGAGGGGGAUCUCACCAGAGGAAACCCGACAGCUGCAUCUUGAGGGAGCGCUAAGGAUGAAAGAGGGCAAAGACAGUCGGAUGGACGUCUACUGUUUCCUGUUCACUGACCUGCUGUUAAUUACCAAGCCAGUAAAAAGAGUGGAAAAAGUCAAAGUCAUCCGACAGCCACUCCUCAUGCACAAUGUUGUCUGCAAGGAGCUCAAAGACCCUGGAUCGUUCAUCCUCAUCUACCUCAAUGAGUUCAAGAGUGCAGUGGCAGCCUACACUUUACAAGCCAACAGCGCCAUCCAGGGGCGCAGCUGGAUCGAUGCAAUCUGCAACGUCCAGAACCAGCUCCACAGGCUUCGCUCUGAGGAGGUUGUCCGACAGCAGAACAGGCUGAAGACAUGCACAGGUGAAGGGGGGGAGGAGGAGGAGGAAGACGAGAGCAGCAACUCUACCGAAAGUUCCCCGUGCUUGCGGCACAAUAAACAGCAAAGCUUAAGUCAAUCGGAUGGUUCCACUGAGACGCUGUCAGUGAUCGACAUUGGCGAACCAGGAGAGAACAACGAGCCUCCUGCCUCCAACAUGAACCUGGAGAGGACCACUAAAACAGACUCAGACUCUGAUGCAGCUCUACAGUGUGAGGGUCCUGAGGUCCAGCAGUCUCAGUCCAUGAGCGUCCACAGUGCCCACUCCACUAUUUACUCUGAGCACGAUCAGGAAGCACAGGCUGACGGCGAGGAGCUGGACCCUCAGUGUCGCUCUCUCUCCAUGGACAGCGCUUAUGGCACGCUCUCUCCUGAAUCCCUGCUGAGAGAAUUACACCCUCAGCCUGGCCAAAGUGAAGGAGAGGAGACUGAGGAGGAGGAAGGAGAGGAGGAAGAGCAGGGACGAGGAGAUGUUGAUGAGGUAGAAGGUGAGCAGGAGGAAGAAGAAGAAGAAGAAGCAGCAGAGGAGGAGGAGGAAGACACUGCCUCAUUGGGGUCUCAGCUGUCAGUAAUUCAGUCCUCUAAACCUCGCCGAUGGCCUCAUGUUCAGUCACGACUCGACUGCCUCCAGAGGUUGUCCACUCUGUCCUUAUCCCGCUCUGAGGACAAUCUCCUCCAGCGCGUCCACUGUAAAACGCCCUUGACACACAAACUCUCACUUGACACCGAAGAACAGGGCCAGACAAAAUGCAGGGACAAGAACACGUCGACGCUGGCACAUAGUAAGAGUCUGUCAGAACUGGGCCAGAACUGCGUCAAGUUGCUCCCCAGUGACCUCCAGCAGUCGGAAGACUGCUUGGGCAUGACCGUGCCGUCUGACAAAAUCUGUGCCAGCCUGAGGAGGGCGGAGGCCAGGCAUAGUCACAGGGCGCCAGCCGGACAAUGUCAAGACAAUGUAUCGCAAAGCAAUACUUCGGAUGGGGAAAGCUCUCCGUCUGCCUGCGUAGACAGGAAAAACCAGACAACUGCCGACAGUGAAUCAGGGGAAACGUCGCCCAAGAAGAGGAAAUCUCCUGCCCAGCAGCACAAGAAGCUGACAUUAGCGCAGCUGUACAGGAUACGCACCACUCUUGUCCUCAAUUCCACACUCACUGCAUCGGAGGUAUAACCACUGUUCUAAACAGCUGACCAGUGGAAUGCGGACGUCAUAAGGAACAAGGACGUGUUUUGCGUGGAUGGACUGAAUUUCUUGAGACACAGAUGCACUCUCUCUCUCUCUCUCUCAUACUGCGCUCUCCUUUCCUGUUGCUUUUUGGACUGUGACUCGACCACUUUAAGAUCCUUGUGUUUUUCCUUUGCUGACGCACUGGUUCACAAACGUUCCUGAAAUGGGAAGGAGAGGCAGAGAGACGUUAAAUUGCUUGCACUUUGCAACGGAAGUAGUGUUAUAGGGGCUGGGACCUUAGGGUGGACUGGGAGAGUGUGCAGGGCCUUUGGGUGUGCUGCCCCCUGCAGGGUGAGGAGCCAUCUGGACGUAAGUCUUCAAAAUGUAUCGGCAACGGAGAAGAGUUGAGGCUGAAUCCUCUUUAAAAAAAAAACACUCUCUGCUUGUGGAUGAAACAAAAACACAGCACCUAGGAUGUCCUCCUAAUAUUUGUACUACUCCUGGUUUGAAAAGAGAAAAAAAAAAAAUGAAACUUGCACAGUUAUCUUCGUUGAGUAGAAGUAUCACAAAGGAGUGAAAUUACAUUUACAGUCACGAUGAUUUUGAAUUUAUUGUUUGUAUCCAUGUUUGUGUCCGCCUGUAUUCUAAUGUCCAUGUGUGGGUUUGAAUGUGUCUGUGUGUGAGCGUGAGCGAGUGAGUGUCUGCGUUUGAAUGAUGCACUGUCCUCCAUUUCCUGACUGAACCAAAAUGGAUUUCCAUCUGCUGUUAAAAAAAAACUAAACGCUAACACGCCCAAAGAUGGAAAACUUGAAUAGCUCACAGAUUCACCGAAAGACGCAGUGGUCCAAUACAGCCAAUCAUACACAAAAAAAGCUACGUUACCAUGGAUACUGACUUUUUUUUUUUUCAUUUUAAUUUUCGGUUGAACUAAUGUCAUUUUGGUUGAACUAAUAAGGAUGAGUUCAUUUCUUCAAUAGCAAUGACUGAAUAUGUUUUGAGUGUUGACUCUCACCCUGAUGCCUAUAUGUACCACACACACAUGGAUAAACAUAAAAAGUCGUCAUCUACACUUAGAGAGAUUGAAAACUUUUGGGUUGAAUAUUUGACAGAAUGAGUGAAUCUGCAGAGCUGGUUUAUGUUGAGCAGCUUUUUCCAGGAGAUUUAGAAACACACACACACACACUUUUCAGAUCAGUGACUAUAACUUAAUUCCAAACUUUGCCCGUACCAAAUAGGUUACUGUUUACUUUAGUUCAUGUUUAUGUGUAAUAUUUAUUAUCUCUGCUAUGUUUUAUAUAAGAUAUUGUUUAUAUUGUUUGCUUCCAUGUGUUUUUUUUGGAUAUAGUCUUAAUCUUUGUUUUUCUUUGCCAGGCAUGAAUGUGCUAUGAACCAAAAUCAUGUGUUUCCUUUUUUUAGGAAUGACUUUAAGGUGUCUUACAAAAUAAUAAUAAAAAAAAACACAACAACUUUACAAUUCCUGUUUUAAUGGUUUAAUCCAUUGUAAUAGAGUGAUGUGGGGAGAAAAUCUGAAAGGUAUCCAUCGCAUUAAACCGACAUAAACUGGUCGUGAA
Molecule: messenger RNA, 6067 nt
Organism: Solea senegalensis (Senegalese sole)
Lineage: Eukaryota; Metazoa; Chordata; Actinopteri; Pleuronectiformes; Soleidae
Gene: plekhg5b
Product: pleckstrin homology domain containing, family G (with RhoGef domain) member 5b
Exons: 22
Coding region: 972-4499 (1175 amino acids)
Biological process (GO): Rho protein signal transduction; endothelial cell migration
Cellular component (GO): axon; endocytic vesicle; plasma membrane
Molecular function (GO): guanyl-nucleotide exchange factor activity
Source: RefSeq, a predicted model, not a curated record